Messenger RNA from Blumeria graminis f. sp. triticale, 1140 nucleotides. The record is from the annotation of a GenBank genome assembly. Lineage: Eukaryota; Fungi; Ascomycota; Leotiomycetes; Helotiales; Erysiphaceae.
AUGUUAUACGCUCUAAGCCUCUCUACCUAUGCAACCUGCAUCUGCUUCUAUUUCUCAAACGCUUUACCAUUUGAAGGUAUAAAAGAUUACCGGAUCAAAUCUUUAGGUGGACGAGGUAGUAGCCCAAAUGACUAUCAGGAUCAGUUUAUGACGGGUAUCAAUCAGUUGCAGACAUGGUAUGAUGAUCAUAAUGGUCUAUGGGAUAGUGCUUGGUGGCCAAGUGCAAACAUCAUCACGAUGAUGGCGGAUUUUCAGGAACACUUUCCCUCCAACAUUGCACCAAUUACCGAUCAUGUGUUCCCAAAUACGCUACAUCAGGCGCCCACUGUCUUUCCCAACUUCAUCAACGAGUAUUACGAUGACGAGCUAUGGUGGGCACUGGCCUGGAUUAAGGUGUAUGAUGUCACAUCAAACCCGGUCUACCUUGAUACGGCGGCGGCGAUAUUUGAAGAUUCAAAAAAUAUGUGGGGACAGACACCGUGCGGUGGACUUUGGUGGGACAAACAACAUUCGCAAAUUAACGCCGUGGAGAAUGAGCUAUAUCUUACAACAGCCGCAAAGUUGGCAAAUCGAAGGCCUUCAAAUCCGUCUCCUUACUAUUAUUUGAACGAGGCGACUAAAGCUACUACGUGGUUCCGAAAUUCAGGACUAAUAAACGAGCAUAACCUCAUCAACGAUGGUCUCAGCCUAGGCACAUGCUCCAACAAUGGAAACUUUGUAUUUUCCUACAACCAGGGCACAAUAUUGUCAGGUCUUCUCGAAUUGACUUGGGCUACGCAAGAUCGUCAGUAUGCUAACCUUGCUCACACGCUAGCAGAGGCAUCAAUAUCCGCUUUGACCGACUCAGAAGGCAUUCUACAUGAGCCAUGUGAGCCGAAUGCCUGCAAUAGUGAUGAAGAACAGUUUAAGGGAAUAUUUAUUCGCAAUGUUCAGUUCCUCUUCAGUCGGGAUGCCGACAUUCCAGCAGCCAAUGCAGCGAUCUAUAAAAAGUUUAUUCAGACCAAUGCAGACUCCAUCUGGGCCAGAGAUAAUGCGAACGGGCGAUUAGGCCUGGUUUGGAGUGGGCCAAACAGCGAGGCAACCGUGCAAACACAGGGCUCAGCAUUGGAUGCUAUUGUAAGCGCGGCUAACGUGUCGUGA